Molecule: messenger RNA, 2973 nt
Organism: Cotesia congregata
Lineage: Eukaryota; Metazoa; Arthropoda; Insecta; Hymenoptera; Braconidae
Source: the annotation of a GenBank genome assembly
AUGCUAAACCCACCAGCAAAGCUUCGGAGUUGCUGCUCUUUGCAAGCGACCUUCGGGCCGCCUGAGCAGAGGCGAACCAGGAGGUUAAACGGAGUGCAAUUACCAUUACACCCUCAACAAGUAGCCGGGUGGUUGGUCCUGGUGCUCCUGAGUUCAUUAACUUUGUUCCUGGUGGUGCCUCAGCUGGCUCCUGGGCUUCGCGAGCCAAUAACCUGCCUGCUGGCUUUAAUCCUGACGAUCCACAUCUUGGCUCACUUAACAGCUCUGCUGUUGGACCCAGCUCACCCAAAAAUUCGUCGGCAGCCGACUAAUCUAGUAGUCCCAGAGUUCGACCGGACGAAGCACCUCCAUGUCAUCGAGAACGGGCGCUGCCACUUGUGCAACAUCACCACCAGCUGCAAGAGAACCAAGCACUGCUCGGUCUGCAACAAGUGCGUCAGGAACUUUGAUCACCACUGCAUGUGGUUGAACAACUGCAUCGGGGGAAGAAACUACGCUGCGUUCAUCGUCUGCGUGGUCUCAGCAAUCCUCUUGGCGCUGACCGUAGCCGGGCUGACCACCUUGGAAGUCACCGCGACCUUCUACUGGGACAAGACCUCCAACUUGGACAACAUGGACAACAUCACGCUGCCUUUCUUGCCGAUCCAAGGGACUAGUUCUCUAGUUGUCAUUUCAAUCGUAGGAAUCAUCUCAGCAAUUGCCGCUGCGCUGCUGAUCCACCUCUGCUUCUUCCACGGGUACAUCGCCUGCCUGGGAGUCACCACCUACGAGUACGUCAGGAGCAAGCGGGAGAAGAAAGCUGCUGAAAACGCGCUUCAGGAAAACCAACAGAGCUCUACUUCGCAAGUUCCCAAUGGAUUCUGCACGGAAAUCAACCAGUAUCACUUCUGCAAGUCGGUUGUUCCUGAAGGCAUCCAGCCUGACUCUAAUCAAGUCUUUAUUUGCUCAACUCACACUCAAUCAAACUCUGCUAUCAACAAGGAGAAGCGGAAUUUUCAUUUGUAUUUUUCCUAUGAGACUCACAGUGACGCUACUUCUAUUGAAUUGUCCUCCAGGUCUGAAGAACAGGUUAGAAGUCCUGGACUUGGAGUUGAAAGGUCCAUUGAACUGAAGCCGUCGACACCCUCACCGGUUUCCUGCUGCUUCUCCAUUAUGAAUCACACGUGGUCUGAUAAGAGGAGCAAGAAGAAGAAGAAGGAUGCUGAAGAGAAACCUAUGACUAGGUGCACUACUGUCAGAAGGAUUCAGUCCUUUUUGAGGACAAGAUGGAGGAAGAAUCCUAGGUCUAGAGCUUUGGAGAAUUCGAGGAGGAAAAAUCGUGUUACGCCUGUUAAUACUCCUGAUUCUGAUAAGGAACUUCAGGUCCAAACAAUCGCAGUACCUUCACCAAAAGACCCCGAAGUGGUGCAAAGGCCAAUAAAACUUCCACCGCUUAAUCUUCCGUCCAGACGAAAUGGAUCCAUAGAGGGUUUAGACACUCUUGCAGCCUCCAGCGGGGUAAUUUUCGCACUACCUGCUGUAAAGAGAAGCCGAGUUCGCCGUCCAUCGCUCCACCGGCGGCCGAGGUUCAAAAUGAGCCCCCACAUGACAACCAAUAUCUGGGAAGAUCUAGGAUCCCCGCGAUUAAUCGUAGCACCGAUGGUAGACGCCAGUGAAUUAGCCUGGAGACUUUUAUCCCGGCGCCACGGCGCUCAGUUGUGCUACACGCCGAUGCUUCACUCCUCAGUCUUCUGCCGGGACCCCAAGUACCGGAAAGAGUUCCUGGCCAGCACAACAGAGGAUCGUCCUUUGAUAGUCCAAUUCUGCGGGAACGACCCAGCGACUCUCUUGGAGGCAGCUCUACUGGCUGAGCCUUACUGCGACGCGGUUGAUAUAAACAUCGGGUGUCCUCAAGCAAUCGCUAAGCGCGGUCACUACGGAGCUUAUUUGCAAGAUGAUUGGGAUUUAUUGGCGAAGAUUGUCAGCACGCUGAGCAAGAGUCUGAAGAUUCCUGUAACUUGCAAGCUUAGAGUCUUUCCUGAGAUUGAUAAGACAAUUGCGUAUGCAAGGAUGUUGGAGACUGCUGGAGCUAGUUUGCUGACUGUUCAUGGAAGAACUAGGGAGCAGAAGGGGCCAUUGACUGGUUUGGCUUCUUGGAAACAUAUCAAAGCUGUCAGAGAAGCUAUUAAGAUUCCAAUGUUCGCAAACGGAAACAUCCAGUGUCUUCAGGACGUAGAAAGAUGUCUGGAAGAAACAAAAGUCCAGGGUGUGAUGACAGCGGAGGGAAGUCUUUACAACCCUUAUAUCUUCAACGGUGUGAAUCCUCCAUGCUGGGAACCUGCUCUGGAGUACUUGGACCUGGUGGAACUUCACCCAGCUCCUGCUUCAUACAUCCGAGGACACUUGUUCAAAAUUUUCCAACAUAUACUUUGUUUGCCGGAAAAUGCUGAAGAACGUGCUCUCCUAGCGCGGUUUUCCACCAUGGAGUCCUUCAGGAGCGUCGUGGAGAGACUCAAGAAUCGAUACUUGCCCUAUCAUGAAGGGAAAAUCCUCUGGGAGCGGAGUACUCUUCCGGAGGAUUGUAAUUUGGUGCUACCACCUUGGCUUUGUCAACCUUAUGUUCGUGAUGCUCCUCAGGUUCAUAUUGAAAAGGUCUCAGCCAAGCAAAUAGAGAGUGAAGGAAUGAAGAGAGAAUUUAUUGAUGAAGAAGGAAACCAAAUAUCUAGAAAAAGAAUGAAAAAAUUACGUCGUGUAGCAAGACGCCCCAAUCAAACUUCGCAGACACCAAAAAUACGCAGGGCAUCUAUUUUAUGUCAAGAGUGUCCUAAUCCAAAGGGAGCCAAAUGUGAGUACAACUAUUGCCGGCAAUGCUGUAGAAACAAAUGUUUCACCGACAACCUCGACUGUGCAGGUCACCGGAACCUAACGAAGACUCGCCGUGAAAUAGCGACUAAUUACGCGAUACAAAGAUUCAACGAUCUAAAAGAAAGCUGA